Euleptes europaea (tarantolino) is the source of this 2052-nucleotide messenger RNA. It is a transcript of the gene SRPRA, whose product is annotated as SRP receptor subunit alpha. Lineage: Eukaryota; Metazoa; Chordata; Lepidosauria; Squamata; Sphaerodactylidae. Bases 65 to 2008 code for a protein of 647 amino acids. Gene Ontology annotation, biological process: SRP-dependent cotranslational protein targeting to membrane. Gene Ontology annotation, cellular component: signal recognition particle receptor complex; endoplasmic reticulum membrane. The transcript is spliced from 14 exons. The record is from RefSeq and is a predicted model, not a curated record. Gene Ontology annotation, molecular function: GTP binding; GTPase activity; ATP hydrolysis activity.
CCCGUUACCUCAGUUUCCCCCCUACCUUCCCCCGGGCGAGGCCCGGAGCCCCCCCGGUUCCGCCAUGCUCGACUUCUUCACUAUCUUCAGCAAAGGAGGCCUUGUUCUUUGGUGCUUCCAGGGCGUGCGCGGCCCCGCGGCGGCCUGCACCGCGCCCGUGAACGCGCUCAUCCGGUCUGUCCUGCUCCAGGAGCGAGGUGGCAGCAACUCUUUCAACCAUGAAUCCCUUACGCUAAAAUACAAGUUGGACAAUCAGUUUGAGUUGGUUUUCGUGGUUGGAUUUCAAAAAAUUCUGACGCUAACCUACGUGGACAAGUUGAUAGACGACGUUCAUAAGGAGUUCCGGGACAAAUAUCGCAAUGAAUUUCAGCAGAAGGGAACUCUUGGGCUUCUCAAUGGCACCUUUGACUUUAAAGAAGAUUUUUUACGCCUCUUACGGGAGGCAGAGGAGAGCAGUAAAAUCCGAGCUCCCACUGCCAUGAAGACAUUUGAACAGUCUGCAAAGUCCCAAAAAACAGUGAAGUCUAUGAUAGAAACUCGAGGGGAGAAACCAAAAGAGAAAGCUAAGAACAAGAAAAACAAAGGUUCCAAAAAAGAAGUUUCAGGAGCUGAGGCAGCUGCAGCCCCCAAAGUAGCACCGGAUGUUAAGCCGGACCUUCCCGUUGCAGCUGGAGACAGGGAGGAACUGACCAAGGAUGAGAUCCUGCAGAAGAACCGUGAGGAGUUCUUCAGGAAGCGCCUGAAGGGGGGAGAUAAGACCAACAAGUCCCCAAAGCCGGAUGCCUCAAAGGACAAGGGGAAGAAGCCCAGAGUGUGGGAUCUGGGGAACUCUAAUGCCAAAGUACUUGAUUAUAGUAACUCAACUACCAAUGGAAAUGCAGACACUUGUCCUAUGGAAGAGUAUGACCCAGACAUGGUCCUUGGGGAUCCCGAUCGUGAGCCUGGCCGCCUCCGUGAUCUGGAAUAUGAGAGUGAGGAAGAAACUGAAGAAGAGAAGGUGGUUCACAACUCUUCAAGUGCCAGUGUUAAGAAAGGUGGCCUCGGAGGCAUGUUUGGGAUGCUGAAAGGCCUUGUGGGCUCCAAAAGUUUAACCAGAGAGGACAUGGACCCUGUGCUCGAGAAGAUGAAGGAUCACCUGAUUGCCAAGAAUGUUGCAGCUGACAUCGCCGUCCAGCUCUGUGAAUCUGUUGCUAAGAAGUUGGAAGGCAAAGUGAUGGGCACCUUCACCACGGUGACCUCGACAGUGAAGCAGGCCCUUCAGGAGUCUCUGGUCCAGAUCCUGCAGCCCCAGCGUCGUGUAGAUGUCUUGCGCGACGUGAUGGAUGCCCAGCGCCACUACCGACCCUACGUUAUCACUUUCUGUGGGGUCAAUGGAGUUGGGAAGUCAACCAACUUGGCCAAGAUUUCUUUCUGGCUGAUUGAAAAUGGGUUCAGUGUCCUUAUCGCCGCCUGCGAUACGUUCCGUGCUGGAGCUGUGGAGCAGCUGCGCACUCACACCCGCCGCCUGAACGCACUGCACCCGCCGGAGACUCACAGCGGCCGCACCAUGGUGCAGCUGUACGAGAAGGGAUAUGGGAAGGAUGCUGCUGGGAUUGCCAUGGAGGCCAUCGCGUACGCACGUAACCAAGGAUUUGAUGUCGUCUUGGUGGAUACCGCAGGCCGAAUGCAAGACAACGCUCCCUUGAUGACAGCUCUCGCCAAACUUAUUGCGGUCAACACCCCUGACCUUGUCUUGUUUGUGGGAGAGGCCUUGGUGGGAAACGAGGCCGUGGAUCAGCUGGUCAAAUUUAACAAGGCUCUCGCUGAUCACUCUAUGGCUCAGACCCCACGCCUCAUUGACGGGAUUGUGCUCACUAAAUUUGACACUAUCGAUGACAAGGUCGGUGCUGCGAUCUCCAUGACAUACAUCACUAGCAAACCGAUCGUGUUUGUGGGUACCGGACAAACCUACUGUGACCUACGUAGCCUUAAUGCCAAGGCUGUGGUUGCUGCUCUCAUGAAAGCCUAGCCACCAGUUAUUGCACCAAAUUCCUGUUCGCAGAUGUCUGUCUG